AUGGAAGAUUCUCAUGAGCAGAUGAUGGACAUUCCAAAUGCUUCUACGAGUAUACUGGACCAGGUAGACGACUAUUUGCACGAUGAUCACAGUUCACAUCAUGGUUCACAUCACGGCUCACAUCAUGAAGAUACUACUACUGCUACUUCUACUAGAUCGCCGACGGUAGAUGUCAAUAGUUCAAAAGAGAAUUCACAUUGGGUUCCCGACUCGAUGCAGGUCGAUUUGGAUCAUCUUUCACACACUUUGUUCAUACACAACGCGGACCAUGUGAACGAUGAGGAAUCGCAGUUGAAGAAACCGGAUUCUAAUCUGGUGAGACCAGAGAUGGUUUUCUCACCAAUGGCUUCGCCAUUGGUUAUGCCCACCAGGUGUACUUCUGCGGGUACUUAUGAUACACCAUUUAUGCUCCCACAACCUACUACUACCUCGGGACCUAAUACUACGAAUACCACACCUUUCCUUAACCCUUCGAUGGCUAGUAAUUCUUCUACUUCACUUUCGAGUCUGCGCGGUACUACGCGGAAGCAGAAACAUGGUGGUGUAAGUCAAUUCUCUCCCCUGAGCUCGCCGGCGUUGACCGCCAUCGAUCAGGCUCAGAUUGUCAAUUUUGCAUUACCGGAGUCUACAAUUACUUCACUGCCAAAGUCCCGUUCCAGGAAGAAAUCCGCAUUUUCCUCUUCUUCCGCCAAUUCUAAGGUCGUCAAGAGUAGUCCGCGUAUGAACGCAACCAAUUCUUCGAGACGUCAAUACGCUGCGGAUCAGUUCAAGGGUAAUUCUCCUGUGAUUGCAAAUGAGCAUUCGUGGGACGAUGUUAUCUUUAAAUUACCUGAGAGUAGUGUUAAGGAUACCAAAUGGCACAAUAAUGAUGAACCAACACCGAAAUCUUCUUCAUCGAGUAGUGGAACCCCAGUUGCCAUGAUGAACUAUCCGAAGGUUAUACUUCCGUCUACUGCAAAACCAAGAUAUGACGAUCCAAAGUCUCCAAAGGAGACUACACAACUAAUAAAAGUCGCUAGUAACGCUAGUGAAAACGACAGGGUGAUUAGAGCUACGGAAUCACCUGUCAUCAAACCAAAGAUGAAUCAGUAUCAGGAUACACCGGUAUGGAAACCCAACUUCAAACCAAGUUUUUCACCAAGAAGUGAUGAUGCGCAUAUAGAGACUAAGCGAUUCACGGAACCACGCCCUCAGACGCGAAAGGCUACAUCUGCGUCCUCACUGCAGUUGUCACAGGGCAACGGUUCAAGUGAUGAUGGUGAAUUGUCCAAGAAAGAGGUCCACAAAGUGGCCGAACAAGGUCGUAGAAAUCGACUCAACACUGCAUUAGGCGAUUUAAAUUCGUUGUUACCGCCAGAAUUAAAGGAAUCGAUACCGAUCCCUUCGAAGGCUACUACGGUUGAACUCGCAUGCGAAUACAUAAGAAGACUGGUUGCGACCAGAAAUGCAUCGGAGUAA
Messenger RNA from Torulaspora delbrueckii, 1458 nucleotides. It is a transcript of the gene PHO4, whose product is annotated as phosphate-sensing transcription factor PHO4. Gene Ontology annotation, molecular function: protein dimerization activity. The transcript has a single exon. The record is from RefSeq and is a predicted model, not a curated record. Lineage: Eukaryota; Fungi; Ascomycota; Saccharomycetes; Saccharomycetales; Saccharomycetaceae. The coding region runs from base 1 to 1458 and encodes 485 amino acids.